AUGGACCCUACCAACCUCUUUGACACGCAGUUCGUCGUCAGCCAGAUCGAUCCAGAUGGCAAGAAGUUCGACAGAGUCUCGCGUAUCAUCGCAUCAUCUCCAUCACUCGACAUGACGCUCUCGAUCGACAUUGCAACCGACGUAUGGCCCGUAACAGAAGGCCAACAACUCACUUUCCAACUCGCGUCCACCCUGAAAAAGGAGAGCGCCUCCACCAAAGCCGAUGCCGUCGACGGGGACGCACAAGACGCAGCAACGCAGGCGGCAGAACGCGAUGCGUGGAGGCUCGAUCAGCCUGGCAACGGCGGCAUCGCAGACGACUUUGACUAUGUCAUGUACGGCAAGAUCUACAGGUACGACGAGAAGGUGUCGGACGAGGUGACCGUGUACGGCUCAUUUGGCGGGUUGAUGAUGGCGUUGACGGGCAACUUUCGCCAUAUGAGCAACAUCACUAUCGGCUCCAAUGUGUACCUGCUCAUGCGCUGA
Messenger RNA from Pseudozyma hubeiensis SY62, 486 nucleotides. RefSeq names its product UDP-glucose 4-epimerase. NCBI's taxonomy places the organism in Eukaryota, Fungi, Basidiomycota, Ustilaginomycetes, Ustilaginales, Ustilaginaceae. Bases 1 to 486 code for a protein of 161 amino acids. The transcript is spliced from 2 exons. Gene Ontology annotation, biological process: DNA-templated transcription. The record is from RefSeq and is a predicted model, not a curated record. Gene Ontology annotation, cellular component: RNA polymerase I complex; RNA polymerase III complex; RNA polymerase II, core complex. Gene Ontology annotation, molecular function: DNA-directed RNA polymerase activity.